AUGUGUGGACAGAUACUGCUCAACCACUACCCUGGUCGCUUCGUUGAGUAUCUCGACCACCACUUUGACGAGCUAUGGACUCAUAUUAUUAUGCGCUACUACGCCGAGGCCCUCCACAGGUACGAUCAGCCAGCAGUGAGCGACACACGAAUGCUGCACGUGCAACACACAAUCUCUGCGGGCGUGUAUAUUCGUGUCGACAGGUCAUCCCAUGUGGGAGGCAAUGUGUACAUUGCGCCCGUGUCGAUCGUAUGCCAUUUCCUCUUCGAUGGCCUGGACGGUCUGGCGGCCAUGGAAGACGCGUGAGCAAGAAACGAGAGCAGAGAGGACACCAUCUCAUCUGGUGCAGGAAAAAUAGUUAAAACACGCGCGCAGGAGGCCCCCAGAACGCCCAUCCCUUCCAAGAUAGAGAUCGUGACGAAGGCGCCACCGAAGAAGGCCAAACCCAAACCGAAGGCCAAGGCCAAGGCAAAGGGUGCGGACGGCUGCACAGCACGCGCACAUGCAGUACAUACUGUGCACAGACAGACAGACGCACGUAGAUCUCUUGGUAUCGCUGCAUGCCGCGGCGAAGCGAUGACUGACGCCUCCGCCUGUGUCUCUGUGCGUGUGGUGUGUCUGUGUGCAGCCCCUCCUAUCCAGCCCCUCCCCCUUCCCCGCCUGCACACCUUCGAAUUUCUGGUGAGCAGCAGAAUGACGUGCUGGUGUGACGAGCUGAGAUCUCUGCCUUUUCGUGGCUCCUCCAUUGUUUCUCGCAGCCCCAGAGUCGCGUCCGCAUCAUUCAGCACUGCCCGGUAGGACCUGACACGCAACAGGACGCAUCGGUAUAUGUGUGUUUGUGUGUUUGUGUGUCUAUGUGUGUGUGAAUGUGUGUGUGUGUAUAUGUUGGCGACGCGCGUCCCUCCCUUCGUGUCGCCCAACCAAAAAGAACGGGGAAACGGUGAGUGGGAUCGAUGUGAGGGAGGGAGGACGGGUUUUCAAGGUCACGCCCUUUCUUUGCGUUUUUUGCAGACGACGACUACGGUGGAUAUUGGCUCGAUUCUGGACGUGAUUGGGGGGAACCAGCAGAUGCAGGUACGGAGGGGGGAUGGGUCCAGGGGGCUUCUCUUACUGUUUCGUUCCCGUUUUCCUGUGUGACUGGCUUGUCAGGAAGCCUUCAUGGCCUGCUUGCUUCAGAGUUCGACCAACUCAAACAGCUACUCCAACAGCAACAUCAACAACAACACCACAAACAACAGCCAGGUAGGAUGCGACCACUCCCCCUUCCCCACCCACCCACACAAACAUACUGUGACGGUGCUCUGGGUGCUCUGUGGUUGUGUGGUGUCAGGUACGUGUAAUACACUUCAUCCGACACACAUCGCGCCACGACGAGAACCAAAACACCAGACACCAUCACCCACCCACCCAACGACACACAGAGGGACGUGUGUGGACGUUCAGGCCGGUGGGGGCGGUGCGGGCGCCGGGGUAGCUAGCAGUGGUGUUGAAGGUGUUGCUGUCGGGUCUGUGAGUGAGCGUGACGGUGCUUGUGGUGGCGUGACGGUACGCACAGGCGGCCAACCCACCACACACACAGGCACAUGUGUGAAUGGCAAGAUGGCUGUGCCUGUCCUUCUGUGUGCAGGUGGUUGGGUCGCAGGAUGCACACUCGUCAGCAGCAGCAAUAGUUCAUCAAACACCAGGUGCGACACACCUCAUGACCGUGCUUGGCGCAACGGCAAACAAGAUGCGUCUCAACAGACAGAUGUCUGUGCGUGUGUUGUGUUGCCUUGGACGAAAGGUUGUUGCAUCGUGUCGUGAUCAUGGCCACGGUCGCUCGUGGAGGUGGAGGUGGUGCUGGUGGAAGGAAGGGAGGUGGUGGCGGCAAGAGGCCGCCGAAAGGUCCUGGAGGUGGCCCGCCGACGGACGGCGGCUCGGGGUCCAAGCCCGGUGUCAAGUGGGCGCCAGUUCGUCCAGAUUUGUUGGUCGAAUUGAGCCGGUAA
This is a messenger RNA of Vitrella brassicaformis, 1985 nucleotides long. The record is from the annotation of a GenBank genome assembly. NCBI's taxonomy places the organism in Eukaryota, Vitrellaceae.